This is a messenger RNA of Babjeviella inositovora NRRL Y-12698, 2284 nucleotides long. RefSeq lists its product as uncharacterized. The transcript has a single exon. Lineage: Eukaryota; Fungi; Ascomycota; Pichiomycetes; Serinales. The record is from RefSeq and is a predicted model, not a curated record. The coding region runs from base 144 to 2000 and encodes 618 amino acids.
CGCCGCCACAUUCAUUUGACAAUCGCAUCCUAACCACCAUCUUAGCUGUAUCCGUUCCAGAACAAGAAUUUAGUCAGACUACCUAUAUAUCUUCUGACUCCCCAUAUCUCCAAGCUGCUCGAAUUAAUAUCUCAAAAGCCCAUAUGUCUGAAACAGCAUCCGUUUACUCCCACGGGUCAGGCACAAAAUCCACACGCGAGUUCCUCUCGAUUCCACUUGCCGAUGACACAUCCUCCAUCACCCAGGCGGGCCUCAGACAGACGUCAUUAAUGUCUAACCUCGACCUGUAUAGCAAACUGAAAAAGAAGACGCCAAAUCAUUUCGCCUUCACCGCAGCGCCAAUGCCAAUGCCACAGACGCGUAGUGUACCCAGCGGAAUACCCAAUAGACCGCUCGAUCGCUUCCAGCAGCCACGAGCGCCGGCGCUCGCGGGACCCAAGCGCGUGCAGAGACAAGACCACCCCCAAAACCAUUACUUUCAAAUCAGCCCCCAACGCAGCAUGUCACUGCUCCCAUCGCCGCGAUCCUCCAAUACCUCUCAAUUGUCACUCAACCGCACAUCCGUGUCGACUCAGUCAUCGCAGUCCGAGGUGUUGCACGCAAAGAUCGAGCAGCUCGAGAAGACCUUAGGCGACGUGAGGCUCGAGAAUGACGAGUUACGUCGCGAGCAUAGUGCCGGUAGAAAUAUAAGGACCUCCCUGGAAUUACAAGAGCUUCAGGAACUUCAGUCAAUGAAUGAUAAUAUUAUCAAUGAAAACUCUAUGCUCAUCCAGGAGCGGUCAAAGCUCAAAUCCGAAAUCGCAGACCUCUCCCACGAGCUCAGCCGGUGCAUGAAAAUCAUCCAUGACCAGGAGCGGACGAUUGUGAAACAAAGAGAGGUGAAGAAAUCUCACCGGUCGUCGCUCCACAAAAGCGCCACCUACAAGAUCAACUUGCAGUAUGAGGUACUCCGUGAGGAGGAUGAGGAAGAGGAGAAGGAAACACCUAGUCAUUACGACGGGGACCUCACCGUCAGUAGAACACCACGUGUGCCGCCGCGGCCGCUGUCGCUCGUUCUUUCGCUCAGCCUGUCACGAUCCGAUGAGUCGCACUGGGAGGAGCUCUUAGCGUCGCAGGCCGACCAGGUGGACGUCCAGCCGUUCACCACAAUGGGCGACAAGAUCACCUCGUGGCAGGAGUUCAUUCAGCACUACCGAACUCUCCGUGCCAGAUAUAGCGCUUUGAAGCUGGAGCAAGGAAGCACUGAAACCCCGAUGCUUGUGACCAAGAUGGAGCAGGAGCUUGUGGCUGUGCGUGAGGCACUUCUUCAACUGGAGAUCCUCAACGAGAAGUAUGUGGUGAACGAGCUCGGGAUGAAUGCCACCAUGGAGGAGAUGAAAGAACAACAUUCCCAGGAGAUGGCUACCGCGGAGAAGAAACUCAUUGAGAAGCAAUCAGAGGAACUUGCUAGAAGAGAGACUGAGCUCAGAGUGAAGCACAUCCAGGAGCUCUCUCUCAGAGAUGCUGAACUCAGCAAGACCAGAAUUUCGCUUCCAGUGCCUGAAUCGCCCCGGGCUAAACAUGUUGAUGCGUUAUUCCGGAGUUUGGAUCCCUUUACCCAAUCCGGUUCCAAGACCCAGCCACUUCCUCAGGUAGAGGCGUUUGCCAAGACUGCCCAAGCGGACGCGAUCUACCACGACUCGUUUGUGCAGUUGGUACAGAGCCACACGGAAGGGAUAGAAAACCGUGACCAGAAAAUUAACAAUCUUGUUCAGUUGCUCGCCCAGGAGAGGCGUUUGCUUGCGAGUUUGUGUGUGGGUAGUAGAGGCAUGUCUUUGUAUGACAUGGAGGAUAUGGACUACACGGACUUGUCGUCGUCCGUGUCAAUGAACGGGGACGAAUCGUACACCCCGAGCUCCGAGGUAAGCGCCGAUGAGGUAUUUGAGACGAAGGAAAAGUUGUUGCCAGGAAAGCGCGUGAAGAAAAGACGCGUCGGGAUCAGGUUUAUCGAUGUCGUAUAAGCAGUAAUGGCCUAGACGAAGGAUCAGUGUUAACUGCCAAUCCCAAGUUCGCAGUCGCGGAUCGGUCUUACGCUGGGAAUAUGCGUAAGGAGUCCCAAUGGAUAUUUGGCGUAAAAACUAUAUGUCGGUGAAUCUAAUAUUAAGCGAAAAAGAGCACCGAAUAGCCGCUUUUCGAAACGUAACAAUACUUGUAUUGGGGGUGAAGUUGGCUUUUAAAUUAUGAAGAUUCUAUAAUAUCAGACUACUCUCGCAUUUUGCAAGAAUCCACAUAUGUUUCUAUCUUC